This is a messenger RNA of Cornus florida, 2951 nucleotides long. RefSeq lists its product as uncharacterized. The transcript is spliced from 6 exons. The coding region runs from base 349 to 2637 and encodes 762 amino acids. Gene Ontology annotation, biological process: intracellular signal transduction. The record is from RefSeq and is a predicted model, not a curated record. Lineage: Eukaryota; Viridiplantae; Streptophyta; Magnoliopsida; Cornales; Cornaceae.
UUAGGGGGAAGUGGGACCGUAUGGUCCGUAUAUAAGCCGGCGAGAGAAGUAGAGGUCGCCGGUUGAUUGCUGACUGAGCCAAGAAAAAACAGGGACCCUCUCCAUAUUCAAAUUCAUAUGCCAACACGUUUUUGACCUUUUCUUCUCCACCUUCCUUCUAUAACAGUCUCCCAACUCGUAUACACAUCUCCAUAUAACCGCCCCGAUUCCUCCGUUCUUUCUCUCUCUCUCUAACCAGAUUUCUUUGUUUUCUUCGUUUGGGUUUUUGUCGUCUCUCUCUUCUUUAUGAUUUUGUAUUCUUAGCAUUUCAAAUAACUCCUGUGAGAUACUUCCGUUUCCACCAGAGAAAUGGAUGUAUCCGCGGAAGGAGACCACGUGAAUCUCAUUUCUAACGCCGAUGACGGAAGCAAAACUAAACUAGGAGGUGAACGGGCGGAGGAAAUUGUGCUCAACCCCCAGAACGGUGGAAAAAUUCAAUCGGAAUUUGCAGUUUCCGGAGCAGAAGAAUGUCCCGGAGGAAGUCCAAUAAAGGGCGAGAAAAUCCUCAACGGAGACUUCAAAUCUACUCACGAAGAGGAGGAGGAGGAGGAGGCGAUUUGCAGAAGAUACGCUCAAGAAAAAAUCUCAUAUCCCGUUGAUUUAAAUUGCGAUGAUUUCGGAGAACACAAAAAUAAAGUGAGUUGUUCGUUGGAUGAAUCCGGUGACGUAAUUGCAUCUCCGGAAUUCUCAGAAAUCGAGCUUGAGAAGAGAGAAGUUUGCGUUGAAGACCGCAGCAGCGAACCGCCGAUGAUCGGAAAACAAAGUGAAAUUCAAGAAAAUCCUCUCGAAAAUGACGUUUCGAGUGAAAAUACAGCCGUUGAAAACAACGGCGACGUACAAGUUAUUCGUCCUCAUUCGCAGCUUCCGAAGCCAGAGGCACCGCCAGGUGUGAUGAACUCUCCAAUUUCGGACGACGCCGAUUUUCAUCCAAUAGAUCGAUCGCGGUCCCUACCGGAUAAAUCCUCCAUGGACAUGCCGGCGAUAGGGAAAUUCAUCCGUGAGAAGAGCAACAGCUUCUCGGCGGCGAUCGCGAAGCGCUUGUCGUCUCUGAAAGAGCGAGAAAACAAAGAUUCGAAUUUGCUGUAUCCGAAUGUGACCGAGUUCAACCUCUCGGGACUCAAAGUGAUCGUGGAGCUGAAGAAUGGUGAGGAGAAGGGAGAAGCCGAACUGAAAGGUCGCAUCAGCUUCUUCUCGAGGUCAAAUUGCAGGGAUUGCAGUGCAGUUCGAUCAUUUUUCAGAGAGAGAGGAUUGAGGUUCGUGGAGAUCAACAUCGACGUGUAUCCUGCGAGGGAGAAAGAGUUGAUCGACAGGACUGGAAGCUCAUCGGUGCCUCAGAUAUUCUUCAACGAGAAGCUGUUUGGAGGGUUGGUGGCCUUGAAUUCGAUGAGGAACAGUGGGCUGUUCGAGCAGAGGUUGAAGGAGAUGUUAGGGAGGAAAUGUCCGGAUGAUGCGCCUGCGCAGCCGGUGUACGGCUUCGAUGAUGAUGAUUGCGGGGGUGGUGAUCCCCAAGAGGAACGGACGGACGAGAUGGUUGGGAUCGUUAGGAUUUUGAGGCAGAGGAUGCCCAUUCAGGACCGUCUGAUGAAGAUGAAGAUUGUCAAAAACUGCUUCGCCGGGAGUGAGAUGGUGGAGGUCAUGAUUCAACACUUGGACUGCGCCAGGAUGAAGGCCAUCGAGGUUGGAAGGCAGCUGGCAAGAAAGCAUUUCAUCCAUCAUGUAUUUGGGGAAAAUGAAUUUGAGGAUGGAAACCACUUCUAUCGGUUCCUAGAGCAUGAGCCUUUUAUUCCCAGAUGCUUCAAUUUUCGAGGAUCUAUAAAUGACAAUGAGCCUAAUCCCGCUGCUAUAGUUAGCCAAAGGCUGACCAAGAUAAUGUCUGCAAUACUCGAGUCUUAUGCCUCUGAAGACCGCCUCCAUCUUGAUUAUGUAGGCAUCAGCAACAGUGAGGAAUUUCGGAGAUACAUAAAUUUGGCACAAGAUCUUCACAGGGUCAACAUGUUGGCACUCUCAGCAGAUGAGAAGCUGGCCUUCUUUUUAAAUCUAUACAAUGCCAUGGUCAUCCAUGCUGUGAUUAGGAUAGGACAUCCCGAGGGUGUCAUCGAUGGGAAAUCCUUCUAUUCUGAUUUUCAGUACAUAGUUGGAGGACAUCCCUAUUCCCUUACUACAAUAAAAAAUGGAAUCCUUAGAAGCAACAGGAGACCACCUUAUUCGUUAGUCAAACCCUUUGGUGCUGGUGACAAGCGUUUAGAGCUGGCCUUUCCAAAAGUUAAUCCGCUGAUUCAUUUUGGACUCUGUGAUGGGACAAGAUCAAGCCCAACAGUGAGGUUCUUUACUCCACAAGGGGUUGAAGCUGAACUAAGGCGUGCUGCAAGAGAGUUUUUCCAAAGGGACGGAAUGGAGGUGGAUUUGGCCAAGAGAACUGUCAAACUCAGCCGGAUCAUCAAGUGGUUCAAUGUGGAUUUUGGACAGGAAAAACAAAUCCUAAAGUGGAUCAUGAGUUACUUGGAUGCAACUAGAGCAGGUCUUUUGACUCAUCUUUUGGGUGAUGGGGGGGCCGUUAAUAUUGUUUACCAGAAUUAUGAUUCGUCUGUGAAUUCAUAACUGUCUCACUUAAUUUCGUAGUUCAGAUAUAGAAGUGUGAGGGGUGCCCGCACUGGUGAGACAAUUUUUUGUAUAUAAUAGCAAAAUUUUGAAACUUGAGUUAACCUGCAAAAGAAGAGAGGUUGGAAAAGAAGAAAUGAAUGUUUUUUAGAUGUUCAGAUGUUAUGAAGCAUUGUUUGUUUGGUUGGUUGGUUGUUUGUUUGUUUUUUUUUUUUUUUCCCCUACUUUUUCUUUAUGCUUAUGUAUUAAAGUCAGGCAAUUAAGACACAAGCUUCUCAAAGUAUGAGUCUUAUAAAUUUAGUAAAAUUUCUACU